Rattus norvegicus (Norway rat) is the source of this 6193-nucleotide messenger RNA. NCBI's taxonomy places the organism in Eukaryota, Metazoa, Chordata, Mammalia, Rodentia, Muridae. The record is from RefSeq and is a predicted model, not a curated record.
UGGAGGAAUAACAUUAGUAAGAUAGUAACAGUUUCUUGCCCAUAGACUGUCACCUGGUAAAAGGCAGAAACAAAAUCAAACAAACAUUACAUGUUAGCAAAGCAAGUACAAGGCCCUCUGGAGACUCCCAGCUUUCAGCUGCAUGGUCAUGGUGGAUCCAUAAUCCUUGCAGUGGUCUGGAGCUUGUACCUGACCUUUAGAUGAAGAAACUGAAGGGUAGAACCAACCUCCAGAGUGGGAAGGUAAUGACGGUUGGCUAGCUAAACUCUUCAUUUUCCAAGCCUCUCUUUGGAUUAGAAUCUCUAUCCUAAGAUUCCAGAUGAAUUUUAGAUUUGAAGACCUUUGACUUAUCUUAGGGGUUCCUUUCCAGAACCUGCUGGAUAUGUCAGAGAGCAGCCUCAGACCAAAGGUGGUAUUUUGUAUGGAUAGCUAGCUCACUGUCUAAAAGUAAAUGGCCCACGUCUAAGUAUGGUGGUUAUUUUUUAAUUGUUAACUUGACACAAUGUAGAACACCUGGGAAGAGUCUCAGUGAGGGAUUUUCUAGAGCAGAUCGGUCCAUGGUUGUGUCUGUGGGGUGUGGGAGUGUGGUAGGAAGACCUUCUACUGUGGGUGGCGCUGCUCCUUGAGCAGGGGAUGUUAGAUGGUAAAACCAUGACAGUCUUCUGAGCACUGGCAUGUGCGUAAAGUCACUGUUUUCUGCUGGGGAUUAAGGAUGUGCAGUGACUAGCUGUGUUUCAAGUUUCUGGUGAUGCAAGAAGUUAGGAAGCACAAUGGGUUCAUCUGUUGUCACCAGUCACCAGGCAACAAGCUGUCAGCUCAGCAGCUGACACCUGGAAAGUCACUGGGGUGCCAUCCUGCCUGCCUGGGAGGGGUUAACUCCUGGCCUUCUGACACCUGGACUGCCUGGUAGUGAUGAACUGACCUGGAACUGUGAGCCAGGUAAACCCUUCCUUUCUGGCUUGGUUUUGUCAGAGUCUUUUGUCACAGCCACAGGAAAUCAAACUCAGACACUCAGCGUCUCUGGACUUCAUGCGGGCCAUAAAACAAUCUCAGAACAAUCUCAGAUGAAGAAGAGAUAAAAAUACAAACUGUAAAUUAUUCCCAAGAGACACAACCAUCAUUUUUGGUAGACAAACUGAGUCCAAAAGGUUGUCUGAGAAGGUAGGGUGGAACCUCGCUCACCCUCCCCGGCUGCUCUUCAAAAGGAAUUCAUUUCCUCUUGGCUUCUACCCUGUGGCUUAGCCCUCUGGACAGACCUGAGCUCUUACCUGGCAAAGAUGGCCCACAUGAAGACGAGGCUCCUUUAUGCUUCCGUUCUCACGAUGGGUGCGCUCUGCUUGUACUUCAGCAUGGAGUCUUUCCAAGAACUCCCCUUUGUCUUCAAGAAAAGUCACGGGAAGUUCCUUCAGCUUCCGGAGAUAGACUGCAAGCAGAAGCCGCCUUUCCUGGUGCUGCUGGUGACGUCAUCCCACAAGCAGCUGGCGGCUCGCAUGGCCAUCCGCAAGACGUGGGGUAGAGAGACAUCGGUGCAGGGCCAACCCGUGAGGACCUUCUUCCUUCUGGGGUCCUCAGACAGCACGGAGGACAUGGACGCUACAGCCCUGGAGAGCGAGCAGCACCGUGACAUCAUCCAGAAGGAUUUCAAGGACGCCUAUUUCAACUUGACCCUGAAGACCAUGAUGGGUAUGGAAUGGGUCUACCACUUUUGCCCUCAGACCGCUUAUGUGAUGAAAACGGACUCAGACAUGUUUGUGAAUGUUGGCUAUCUGACCGAACUGCUGCUAAAGAAAAACAAAACAACCAGGUUCUUCACAGGCUACAUAAAGCCCCACGACUUUCCCAUCAGGCAGAAGUUCAACAAGUGGUUUGUCAGUAAGUUCGAGUACCCCUGGGACAGGUACCCACCGUUUUGCUCUGGUACUGGUUAUGUCUUUUCCAGCGACGUGGCGAUCCAAGUAUACAAUGUCUCAGAGAGCGUUCCAUUCAUCAAGCUGGAGGAUGUGUUUGUUGGGCUCUGCCUGGCCAAGCUGAAGAUCCGACCUGAGGAGCUCCACACCAAGCAGACCUUCUUCCCCGGUGGUUUACGCUUCUCUGUGUGCCGCUUUCAGAAAAUUGUGGCGUGCCAUUUUAUGAAGCCCCAGGACCUGCUCACUUACUGGCAGGCACUGGAGACCUCGAAAGACGAGGACUGUCCUGCGGUCUGAGGGGAGCCUGGUGGCACCUAGGACAAACUUCUGAUAACCUUUGGUGAUGGUUUUGGGAAGACCUGGGAUACUGGGUCUUGCUGGGAACUGUCUCGGGUAGAGAGAGGAUGAGGAGUCCUCAGUGCCACAGGAGAAAGGAUAAACACAAAAGCUGAGGAACGACGUGGCACCCAGAGCAAUAACAGAUCUUGUUUUGUUCAGGCCUUUGCAGUAUGCCCUCGAUGCUUGAGACAUGCCCUUAAUCCACCCGUAUCAGGGCUCGGCAUACACAGGAAGAAGCCCUGGAUAUGAUCAUCCCCAUUUUGUAGUUUAAAAACCAGCAGCCAGAGUCACUUACUCGUUCAAAACUCACAGCCUGCAGACAGAGCAGGAAUGAGAAUCAAGUGGUAUCGGGAUUCAGUUGGUGGUCGGUCCUCAACUGUGUGUCCCAUGCCUUGGGAGAAGGUGGUGGUGGGGGAAGCUAAGUAGCAUCCUUCAGUCUCCUGCCCCUCGCUUCCCAAUCCCUUCUACUUUUUGAAUGUUAAGACUGGGAUGAACCAGCUUUCUCAGGCCUUGCCCAUCGCUCGAAUGAUGUAGCUGGGUUCUGAGUUAACACAGAUUAACCACUUGGUACCCAAAGUGUCCUCAGUAGGAUUUUAGGAGACACACAUGCCUGCAGCCUCUGUGGCUCACAUCCAUGUUAGAAGGAAACUGGUUCAUACGACCAUAAAAGUCAGGCUGAGAAGCCACUGCUGAGUCUUGCGAUAGAGACUGACCACACUGCUGACAUCCCACGAUGUCUCCACUGAGCCGACUCUGCUAUGCAUGUACUAUAAGUGACCAUUUGUAGCCCUGGGGUACUUCAGACCUCUAAGUUCAAACUCAAGGGCAGCCAGGUAUAGGGAUAGUCUGAAUGAGUAUCUGGGAGCUUUCCUGGGCUCUGGGCUGUGUCUAAGCUCCAGAGAUACAGAGCAUGGGAGUAGCCCCAGUCUAGGGUCUUUCCUAACUUUGGCUCUUUGCCCUGAAUUUAUCAUGUAGUUAGUCAUAGACAUACUGAGUGUUGCCAUUUGGAAUUUAUUCCUGUUUGGUGUCCCGACCCCUGAAGGUUUUCAGAGCUGGGUAAAAACAGGGCUUUUGACCAUUCAGCCACAGUCACCAGACAUGUAAUCUUGCUCUGUAUUGCAGGAAUUAUUGCUUUCCCACAGCUUUUUACUUUUCUAGAUUUUACUAUGAGCUUGGAGCAAAGGCUUCAUGUGGCUAUGUUGUUGUCAAUGUUGGAAUAUGCUCUCACCUGAACUCAGGAAAACUUGACAGUUGCAGCAAACACUGUUAGGGUGGAGGAAGCUGGAAGCUGCCUAGAGGGCCUCAUUUCCAUACUUGUUCCUGUCUCUCCUACGAAUCUCUUCCACAACUUCUAGAGGAAAUUCUUCUGUCUGUGGCAUUCUUCAAAAUCAUGCAGCAUCAUGUUCUGGACCCUUAUUGAGAAUAUAUGAAAUUCUGAACCAUGUAAAGAGAAAGGGUAUUUGCUCCUGGGUGUGUACUGUGGAUUACAUACACCGUCAAAACCAAACCCAGCCACAUCUUCUUUGACAGAGGGGGAAGCCAAAGUUUGUAAUGUGGUGGUGUUGCUGUCUAAAGGGUGGGAGAGCUGGCACCAGCCUCCAUGCACCGUCCUUUUACUCAUUCAUUAGCCAUAUUUCUCUUUGUACCCACACAUCAUGAAUGAGGUUAAGGCUGGGUCUCCAGACAACAGACCCGAGUGAGCGGGAGUUCGAGCAUCCAGUGCUGAGAAGAUGGUUGGGUAUAGGUUUUUUUAGUAUAUGCACAGCGCCCUGGAGCCUAAGCAGGUGUGGUCACCUGUGUCCGCACUUGCUGUUUUGUUGAAGACAACAGCAUCCUUCACAAGUGGCCAUUCUUCAUUCUUACAACCAGAUUGGUUUUCAGCAGAGGCAGCUGAGGUGACCUCAUGACUCACCCAGUGGCUGAGACAUGGCCCAGACACAGUACUUGGCCUUCCCCCUUGGUGCACCAUCAACAUCCUUUCCCAUGUGCUUGCUUCUCUCAGAAGCUUGGGGCUGGUGCUACCCCAGGAGUUACCAGUAUCUUACUUUGCCUGCAUGCUGCCACCUCUGUCCUGGGUGUUGUCUUCAGUGUUGGUCUACAUGGUUUCCUGUGACUUGGCCUUGGGGGGUAUCCAUGCAGUUCUCACAACCCCCCCCCAUUUAGACUAGCCUUAUCACGAGGUCAUGCGCGGCUAAGUCUGGUAUAUUGAGUUCAGUCCUUGAGGUUUAUAUGGUAGAGGAGAGAAUUGAUCUUUACAAGCCCACGGUGGCACAUAUAUGCCUGCACACGCGCAUGCAAAAACAUAAGUAAAAUGUAAACAAAAAUAUUUGCCAAGGCUCCUUCAGACACUGACCUCUGAGGCUCUUUGCUUAUUUUUAUUUCUGCAUUGCUUUCCAUGAUGCAAAUCCUUGUGAGGGAACACUGGCACAGGUGUGUGAACACUAGGGCAGGUGUGUGAACACUAGGACAGGUGUGUGAACACUAGGACAGGUGUGUGAACACUAGGACAGGUGUGUGAACACUGGCACAGGUGUGUGAACACUAGGACAGGUGUGUGAACACUAGGACAGGUGUGUGAACACUGGCACAGGUGUGUGAACACUAGGGCAGGUGUGUGAACACUAGGACAGGUGUGUGAACACUAGGACAGGUGUGUGAACACUGGCACAGGUGUGUGAACACUAGGACAGGUGUGUGAACACUGGCACAGGUAUAGUAGGAAAAAAACCCUCUCAGGAUUAUUUGCAAAAUGCUUUCAUUUGGUUGGGAAUUCAAUAGAAAUUCGUUGGGCUUGCCCCAGGUCUGUCUAGUUUCCCACCUGUUAACCUAACUCCCAGGAUACCAUCCUCAGAGAUGGCCUUAGAUUGUUCCUGGAGGUGAGGGGUGAAACCACCCAAGAAGGGCUGUGUGAGCCUGACACGAGCAAGUUACAGUGAAGCAUAUUAACACAAGGUUUUAAGUCCACUAAAAAUAGUAUUUUCUAAUUACCAGGUGUAACACUUUUAAAUAGAAAUAGAAAAUGGAUUUUUGUGGCCAAAUGUCAUAUACCUGCUUUUUCUGUGGUAUUGUUUUGUGGUUUUUGGUGCUGGGGAUGGAGCCCUAAUGCUUAUCAGGGCCCCCCCUACUGUGCUUCUCCAGCCCUGGUUGAGUUGUUUUGCAUUUUACUACCUCCUGCAGGGGUCUAGGAGAUCAGAGGCUGGUACAUGCUGUUCAGAUGCUAUGCUAUGGGUAGUUUUAACUGUUAACUCUGGAAGAGAAUUUUAAUGAGAAAUUAUUUCUUCAUUAUUAGUUGAUGUAGGAAGACUCAGUCCACUGUGGGCGACACUAUUCCCUAGGCAGGGUAUACUAAAUAGUAUGAGAGGAGAAAGCCAGCCGAGGGCCAGCAAGGAUCCGUGUUUACCUCUCUGUCUGUCAGGCCUGUGGUGUGCCCAUCUACUUCAUGUUCCUGCCUUGACCUCCCUGCAAUAGCACACCACAACCUGGACUUGUGAGCCAAAUAAACCCUCUCUCCCCCAAGUUGACUUUGUCAUGGUAACAGAAAUGAAGCUAAACCAGAUGCUCAGGGUGAUGCGCACACUGGAUUGGACCCUUCUCACAUUACCCUGCCCUGGAUGUCAUCCAGUACCACCCCUCUGUCCCACACAGAGGGGAGCCCAGAAGCUGCUUCAGGGAACUAUCAGAGGAGGAGAGCUGAUUCAUUUCACAUUAAAAAAAAUGCCUUCCAUGACUGCAAACGACUCAUCCGAAGCUGUGGACACUUUGUGGUCAAAUUUGAUUUCCUAAAGGAUAAAAAAUUCAAUGUCUAUGUCACUGGAGUUUGGAAUUGUCACUUGCCUGUAUGUGGAGGAGGUUCUACAGGCGCUGAUACUGUGUUUUGGGAGCGGGUGUACGCGUUUGUGAUUUGUUAAUGAUAUUUAUCUUUAAUAAAAAUUAAGUUACAAGCAGCA